AUGGCAGAUGAAGUUGAACCCAAGAGGCUGAGCCAACCAUUCUCAAUCCCAGACCCAACCAGCUUCUCCAACUUCCAACGCGACAUCUACCAAUCCUUCCGUCCACCAAUCUUCUCAACAAACCCCACAGAAUGGGAGUCCCUCGCCAAGGAAAAGGUCCCCGCCACCAACUUUGGCUAUGUGUACGGUUCAGCUAGCAGUGCUGCUACUGCAAAGGCAAAUAGCGAGGCUUUCAGUCGGUACCGCCUGAAACCGCGUUUUCUCGUUGAUGUCACCAGGCGUGAUGUUGACGUUGAGCUGUUCGGAACCAAGUAUAAGAGCCCGCUGCUUGUAGCGCCCAUUGGUGUGCAGAGUAUCUUGCAUCCUGAUGCGGAAGAAGCCACGGCGAGGGCGUGUCAUAAUGUUGGCAUGCCGAUGAUUCUAUCGACUGCUGCGACGCGAACGAUUGAGGAGGUCGCUGAGGCGAAUGCAGAUGGUGAUCGAUGGUAUCAACUCUACUGGCCAAAGCCCCAAUUUGAGGAGGUUACAGCCAGUCUUCUCGCUCGUGCGAAAGCUUCAGGCUACAAGGUUCUCGUCGUCACGCUUGAUACCUUCUCACUUGGCUGGAGACCUACAGACCUUGACACGUCUUACUUGCCGUUCAUCUGGGGCCAAGGUUGUCAGAUCGGCUUCUCGGAUCCUGUAUUCAACAAGCUGUUUGAUGAAAUGCAAAAGAAUGAUUCGCGAACCAUUGCGGAGAGGCUCGCUGAGCUUUGGACGAUCAUGAGACGGCCUGGGACCGUCUACGGAGCUGCGAGGGUUCUGGCUAAUGCAAAGACUCUGAUCAAGUCCAAAGCUUGGAUUGAUGUGAUCAAUUCUGGUACAUAUCGCUCGUGGGCAGACUUGAAGAUCUUGAAGGAUCUCUGGGAUGGACCAAUCGUUCUCAAAGGGAUUCAGACCGUGGAUGACGCUCACCUGGCUAUCGAGCAUGGAAUCGACGGUAUCAUCGUCUCUAACCAUGGCGGUCGACAACUUGACGGUGCCAUAGCGUCACUCGAUGCCCUGGCAGAUAUCGCAGCGGACAAAAAGGUCAAGGAUUCAAAUUUGACCAUUAUGUUUGACAGCGGUGUCCGAACUGGUUCAGACGUCUUGAAGGCAUUGGCCCUUGGUGCAAAGGCAGUGUGUAUCGGAAGACCGUAUGCUUAUGGUCUAGCUGCGGGCGGACAGGAAGGCGUUGAGCAUGUUUUGAAGUGUUUGUUGGCGGAUAUGGAUAAUAUGCUUGCGAAUGCUGGCAAGAAGAGCGUUCGGGACCUGAGUAGAGAUGAUCUCCAGAUCUUGCCGCUCUCCAAGAUUUGA
Fusarium redolens is the source of this 1335-nucleotide messenger RNA. Its product is annotated as FMN-dependent dehydrogenase. The record is from RefSeq and is a predicted model, not a curated record. NCBI's taxonomy places the organism in Eukaryota, Fungi, Ascomycota, Sordariomycetes, Hypocreales, Nectriaceae. The coding region runs from base 1 to 1335 and encodes 444 amino acids. The transcript has a single exon. Gene Ontology annotation, molecular function: oxidoreductase activity; FMN binding.